CUCGGCAAGAUGAGCAAGUGGGUCAACGUCGACUUCGACAACGGCGCGCCAGCGCCUUCGUCUGCCCCCUCCAACUCGUCCUCGAAUGCUCAUGCAUCACUCCCACCACCUGCUCCAUCGUCCGCAUCCUCAGCUCCACCGUCAUCGUCAUCAUCUGCCCGAUACGAGGCAACUGAAUAUAUCCACAUCGAAGUGGGGGAGCCUGUGAAGCAAGGAGAAGGCAUGCAUGCGUACAUUUCGUACAAGAUCACGACAACCACCGACCGCCGGCAGUUCCAGAAGAGUCAAUUCUCGGUGAUCCGUCGAUUUUCCGAUUUUGUCUGGUUGCAUGCGUCGCUGUGUGCCCACUAUGCAGGGGUCGUUGUGCCACCGUUGCCCGAGAAGUUGCUCGUGGGUCGUUUUUCCCCCGAGUUUGUCGAGUCUCGCCGUCGUGCUCUCCAUUUAUUUCUGUGUCGAUGUGGGGCACAUCCCGAAAUCCAGCACAGCGUGCAUUUGACCACGUUCCUUGAAGCAUCCGACGACGCAUUAGCACAAUUCAAGGCCGACAAGGCAAAAGGGGGCAGCGCGACAAGCGGAGGUAGUAGCAGCAGCGGCGGAAGCGGUGGGGGUGGCCUUGGGCUCUUCCAGUACGUCAGUGACACGGUCGCGUCCAUUUCGAGCACACUCACGUCCACAACCUUUCUCGACAAGUUAAAGACGAACGCGGACGUUCAAGUCGAAGACAUCUCGGCCUACAUGGACGCUUUGGAACCCAUCAUCCAAGGGCUUGCAAAACAUGCCCACGGACUUACCAAGCGCGCGAGAGAGAUUGCCGACGGCUUGUUCGAGUACGGCGUGGCGUUGACGUUGCUGGGGGAGUCUGAGGAAAACGAAUCGCUCCAGACUGCGCUGCGGUAUGUCGGUUCCUGCGCGGAUGCGCUGUCAGUCUUGGCAGCUGAGCAUGCGGAAAAGGAAGUGUUGCUGUUCGAAGAGCCCAUGGUCGACUACAUCCGGCUGGUGGGAGCUGUAAAAGCCGCCUUGGUCAAGCGCAACGAAGUACGCCAGGUGUACCACGCAACGGUGGCUGACCUGGACGCCAAGAAGGCGACCCUGGCGAAGCUCCAGGCAAAAGGCAGCAGCCUUGACAAAGUCCAAAGUGCCGAGAGCGAUGUGUCCAAGGCGCAGCAUCGCGUCGACGAUGCCAAGCUCGAGCACGACAUUGUGACAGAGCGCGUGGUGCGGGAGGUCGACCGCUUCAAGCAGGACAAGCUGAACGACUUUAAGCGCAUCGUGCUGGACUACGUCGAGCUCCAGAUUGAGUACAACACUAAAGUUGAAGCGAAAUGGGCUAGCGUCGUACCAAAGUUGCAAGCGAUUCAAAUUGAAGGCGGGAGUGCCAGCCCCGGCAAGACCAAGAGCGCGGCCACCGGCCUCCCCUCGGACAGCGACACGUCUGGUAGUGGACACAACGUCGCAUUGUAAUCACUUGGCAUCGUUUCGAUCUUAAUGUAUCAUCUUUUCGUCUCGAAGGAU
This is a messenger RNA of Aphanomyces invadans, 1512 nucleotides long. RefSeq lists its product as hypothetical. Gene Ontology annotation, molecular function: phosphatidylinositol binding. Lineage: Eukaryota; Oomycota; Saprolegniomycetes; Saprolegniales; Verrucalvaceae. The record is from RefSeq and is a predicted model, not a curated record. The coding region runs from base 10 to 1461 and encodes 483 amino acids. Gene Ontology annotation, cellular component: endosome. The transcript is spliced from 3 exons.